Molecule: messenger RNA, 2844 nt
Organism: Drosophila innubila
Lineage: Eukaryota; Metazoa; Arthropoda; Insecta; Diptera; Drosophilidae
Gene: Rga
Product: regulator of gene activity
Exons: 8
Coding region: 1120-2844 (574 amino acids)
Biological process (GO): regulation of stem cell population maintenance; nuclear-transcribed mRNA poly(A) tail shortening; regulation of DNA-templated transcription
Cellular component (GO): P-body; CCR4-NOT core complex
Source: RefSeq, a predicted model, not a curated record
CCGUCUUUUGUGUAUUUGUAUUCGUAUGUGACGAGCCACAAAAGUUUUUUGCGGAACAUUUUUUGUGUACAUUUUAAGCGUUUGUCGAGCGCUCAAAAAUUAUUUAUUGCAUUGCAAUUGUAAAUUAUAGGCAUUUGCCUGUGUUUAAUUAAAGUGCGGUGGAUUGUGCGCGGCGUAAAAGGUGCAUAAAUCGCAAAGCGAAUUUACCCCAAAUUCGCGUUCGGGUGAAAUUUCAAUGAACUGAGAAAACAAAGACAGAGACACACACAGUUGAAGCAGAGCAAGAAGAAGCAGUGGCAACAGCGCAAUAGCAAGCAAUUAUUUACUUACAAAAAAAAACCAACAUAUUAUACAUAAGAGAAGGCAAAACAAUACAAAUAACCCAAAACGUUUCGAAAUAAAAUCAUAACGCUUUCACUCUGUAUAAAGUUUUUGCAUUGGCCGCCAUAGUAGCAGACCAAAAUUGUGUAGUCGCCGCUUUUCUGCAAAGGCAAAAGGAAGGCAUAUAAAAAAAACCUUCGGUACUCCUUCUUUCGGGCAGGCACGACGAAGUAAAGUUCACCAAUACAGACAGCGCGUGUAUGCAUAAUACAUACAUACAUACGUGUAUAUAUAUACAUAUAUACGCAAUAUAUUUAGGGACGAUACGGCGCGGAAAAAUACCAACUAACCUCUCCGCCACUCCGCACGUUUCGGCUACACUUUGCGCAUCAUCUAUCGACGGCGUCGUCGGCGGCGUGGGUGUAUGUGAAUGUGAUAGUGUGUAAGCGAAUCCGUGUACAUGUACAUGUAUCCUGAAUGUGCCGUUGCAUGAGUGCCAUUUAUUCGUAACUGUAAUACAUUUGGCUGCCCAAAUCAAGUGAUCAAGUGAAUCAAAGCAUUCAAAUUAACGAGAUUACGGACCUCAGUUGGCGCAGCAGCUGACAAAACGCAGCAAGACGGCGCUAGGACGACGGCAGCGUCAGUGUCAGCAACCAAAACGUCCCAGUCGCUUUGGAAUGUUAAAUGCGGUGAAAACAAAACAUUCAGUGUAUGUUGUUGUUGGUAGCAGCAAUAGUCGGCAAACAGUAGCAUUAACAGUGGAAGAAGCAGCAGUAUCAUCUAACGUUCAUUUAGAUUAUGGCGAAUUUAAAUUUUCAACAACCGCCGAGAAGCAUAGCAAACGCAGCUUUAACGGGCCGAACAACAGGCGGCUUUGGUGGUAGCUCCAUGUCAGGUCAUGUAACACCCACGUCUGGCAUGUUCCAAACCGAUUUCGCCACUGCUUAUCCAGGCGCCACGAAUUACGGGCAACAAACGCAACAGCCGCAACAGUUAUCGCCAAAUCGCAAUGCGCAGUUAUCGGUUGGCGGUCCUGCCUUAUCGAGUGGCAAUCGAACCGCGAAUCUAUUUGGCCAGCGGCCGUUUGUGGAGCGUCGUGCCAUGCAGGGUCUGGGCAGCGGGCCCAUGUCGAACAUGGGCAACUUUAUGCAGUCCGGUCGCGGCGGCUAUGGGACAGGCGGCGGCGGUGGGGGUGGGCCCUUAAAUAACUUUCAUGUAUUCGGUGGCGGCAGUGGGGCAGAUUCAUCAACGCCAGCGCUGCUCGAUCCCACAGAGUUCCCAUCACUGACGAAUGCACGCGGUCAGAAUGAUCAGACACUGCCCCAAUCGAAUCCCCUCCAGCCGCCGGGCAGCAAACCCUACGGUAAUUUCUUUACCUCUUUCGGCAUGGUGAAACAGCCAACGUCAGAGCAAUCGGAGUUCACGAUGUCUAAUGAGGAUUUUCCAGCGUUACCGGGCACCCAGAACUCAGAUGGCACAACGAACGCGAUAGGCACUAGCAGCGGUGGCAUUGGCAGCGCUGCAAGCGGCGGUGGCGUCGGUGGCAGUGGCAUUACAGAGAAUAAUCUGGAUGGAACGGAAAAGGCGAUGAAUUCAAUUGUGGUCAGCGGCGGUUCAGGCAACUCUGGAAACGUUGUGGGGGGUAAUGGUCUCGGUGCCGUUGGUAGCGGUCUUGGCGGUGUUGUUGUUGGCGGUGGUGGCGGUGGCGGUGUCGGCAGCAGUGGCACUAGCGGUGUGGUCGGUGCGACGCAUGUAGGAUUAGUGGGCGCCGGCGGUGGUGGUGGUGUCAACAGUGUCACCGGUCAAAAUGCAAUGAUGGGCGUUGGCGGUGGACUCGGCAGUGGCAGUGGCGGCGGAUCAGGCGGCGACCAUAUGAACGAUAAUUCCAGCAAUGAUAAACUUUUGAAAAGCGGCGUACAAACAUCGCCAGAUGGCAAGGUCACAAACAUACCAGCGAGCAUGGUGAACAAUCAGUUUGGCAUGGUGGGUCUGCUGACGUUCAUAAGAGCAGCUGAAACGGAUCCCAAUCUGGUAACGUUAUCGCUGGGCACGGACUUGACGGGCCUAGGAUUGAAUCUGAAUUCACAAGAGAGUUUGCAUCCAACAUUCGCUGGACCGUUCGUGGAACAGCCCUGCAGAGCACAAGACGUUGAGUACAACGUUCCACCCGAAUAUCUGAUCAAUUUUGCGAUUAGAGAUAAGCUCACAGCGCCCGCACUAAAAGUGCUGCAAGAAGAUCUGCUCUUUUUCCUCUUCUACACGAAUAUUGGUGAUAGAAUGCAAUUGAUGGCAGCUGCUGAAUUGCAUAGUCGCGAGUGGCGGUAUCAUGUGGAGGAGAAAAUUUGGAUAACUCGAAUUCCUGGCAUUAAUCAAUAUGAAAAAAAUGGUACAAAAGAGCGUGGAACUUUCUAUUACUUUGAUGCGCAAAGUUGGAAACGUUUGUCCAAGGUUUUCCAAAUAGAUGCCGAGAAAUUAGAUAAAUGUCCCAAUGUAAGUGCGUUUAUGAAUGGAAAGUCUGUAUAA